Messenger RNA from Papilio xuthus (Asian swallowtail), 1777 nucleotides. RefSeq names its product innexin 2 (gene Inx2). The transcript has a single exon. Gene Ontology annotation, biological process: phototransduction. The record is from RefSeq and is a predicted model, not a curated record. Bases 102 to 1181 code for a protein of 359 amino acids. Gene Ontology annotation, cellular component: gap junction; plasma membrane. Gene Ontology annotation, molecular function: gap junction channel activity. Lineage: Eukaryota; Metazoa; Arthropoda; Insecta; Lepidoptera; Papilionidae.
CUCGCCCCUAGCAUUCCGCACUCGACGUGAGGGCAAAGCGCACGCCCCGUUCUCCACCGAUCGCGACCGACGCGCCGCGCGCCCGCGGCUAGGCAACCGCCAUGUUUGACGUUUUCGGCUCCGUGAAGGGGCUUCUCAAGCUUGACUCCGUUUGCAUCGACAAUAAUGUGUUCCGCUUGCACUACAAGGCCACCGUGAUCAUCUUGAUCGCGUUCUCGCUGUUGGUCACCUCGCGCCAGUACAUCGGCGACCCCAUAGACUGCAUUGUGGACGAAAUACCCUACUCAGUCAUGGACACCUACUGCUGGAUCUACUCGACUUUCACCAUACCUAACCGGCUCGUGGGCCGAGUCGGCAAGGACAUGGUUCAGCCCGGCGUGGCGCCGCAUGUCGAGGGCCAGGACGAGGUCAAAUACCACAAGUACUACCAGUGGGUGUGUUUCGUGCUGUUCUUCCAAGCUAUCCUGUUCUACGUGCCGCGGUACUUGUGGAAGACGUGGGAAGGAGGCCGCGUCAAGAUGCUUGUGCUGGACUUGAACUGCCCUGUGGUCGGGGAAGACUGUAAACAAGACCGCAAGAAGCUCCUCGUCGACUACUUCUAUACCAACUUGCACACUCAGAAUUUUUAUGCGUUCCGUUUCUUUAUCUGCGAGGUGUUGAACUUUAUCAACGUGGUCGGUCAGAUAUAUUUCAUGGACUUCUUCCUUGACGGCGAGUUCUCGACGUACGGCAGGGACGUGGUGCGCUUCACCGAGAUGGAGCCAGAGGAGCGCGAAGACCCCAUGGCGCGUGUGUUUCCCAAAGUGACCAAGUGCACCUUCCACAAAUACGGUCCCUCGGGAACCGUGCAGAAGUUUGACGGCCUGUGCGUUCUGCCUCUGAACAUCGUCAACGAGAAGAUCUACGUGUUUCUGUGGUUCUGGUUCGUGAUCCUGUCGAUUCUGAGCGCAAUCUCGCUGGUGUACCGCGCGGCGGUGGUCGCUGGGCCGCGCGUGCGCCUCUAUCUGCUGCGCGCGCGCAGUCGCCUUGCCCCGCAAGACCAGGUUGAAGCAGUGGCUAGGAAGCUGCAAAUAGGGGACUGGUUCGUCCUAUACCAGCUAGGCAAGAAUAUCGACCCGCUGAUUUACAAGGAGCUGAUGGGCGAGCUGGCGGAGAAGUUCGAGGGCAAGGACACGGUGUAGCGCGGAUGUCGCGUCGGGCCGUCCGCCACAUUCCAGAGCCGCGGCAUAGCCCCGCCGGCACACACAUUGUAUUCCAGGACCGCUUUAACUAAACGCUGACACGACAUUAUGUUAGUUGGUAACUCCAAACGCAACUCGACUGAGGCGCGCCGCCAAGCCGCCGCGCAAGCAUUUAGUAUAACAUUUUAGGGCAUGUUUACAUUUAGUCGUAGAUGUAGGUAGAUCUCGUGCCUUCGUUUUUGAAUUUUUGUAUUAUUUGUGUGCGAGUGAACAACGUUGAAGGGACGUCUCAUUGUGAUAUGUAAUUAUUAUUAUAUCUAAAUUAAGUGUUUACGUGUAUGAGGGUGACCGAGUGGCCGUUGGCUUAUUCCUAAGUUUUAGAUAGUUAUCUAUUGUAACGUCUUUGUUAUCGAAUUUUUUACUCGAUACGAUAUUGUAUAAAGCAAUAAUGAAUUAUUAUAAGAAAUCGAUUAAUAUUGACAAUGGUUAGACAAUAUUGUAACGUAUACUAAUAAUAACGUGUCUAUACUUUUUUACGGAUGAAAUCGAGUCGAUCAUGGUUAAUAUUUUCUGAAUAUAUUUACUGCCACAUUACA